UAAUUUCUCGGCUUCAUUCCUUGGUUUUGAUUGGGCUGGUGUACGAUCAAACUAAUUCAAUGAUUCCCUAGUACUAUCACGAGGAGGUAAAUCAUGGUAACUGACGGCCCAGAUGGAUGGGAGGGUCAGUCUUCCGGGGUGCAGGGAUUUAUGCCUUGCCAACCCCAGGUUCGACCCGCGUGCUCAAUGUGCAAACCACCAUGGAUCUCCUCAGCUAGUCCGUGGGGGCGAGGUCCUUUCCAUCUAGAUACAACGCGUGCCUUGUAAGCUUGGACAACAGGACAAAAUAAAAUGUUGAAAAGGUUGUUCAGGUAUGGAGUGUGCUAGCAAGAAGAAAAUAUCAUGUUGCAGUGUCUAGAAUGGUUCAAGCAUUUCAUUGCCAUCCUAGGGAAGUGUUGUGAUCUUGAUUUUCACCAGUCAAAGGAACUCAAGGAUCCAGAACGGUUAGCUAGGGAAACAGUGUUUAGUGUGAGUGAAAUAGAAGCAUUGCAUGAGCUAUUCAAAAAGAUUAGUAGUGCGGUAAUUGAUGAUGGCUUAAUCAACAAGGAAAAUUUUCAGUUGGCACUAUUUAAGACUAAGAAGAAGGAGAGUUUGUUUGCUGAUCGGGUGUUUGACUUGUUUGACACAAAACACAAUGGAAUUCUAGGAUUUGAGGAGUUUGCACGUGCACUAUCUGUCUUCCAUCCAAAUGCUCCAAUUGAUGAUAAAAUUGAUUUCUCUUUCAAGCUAUAUGAUCUCAAGCAGCAAGGUUUUAUUGAAAGACAAGAGGUUAAGCAAAUGGUAGUCGCAACACUUGCUGAAUCUGGAAUGAAUCUUGCAGACGAUGUGAUAGAAAGUAUCAUUGACAAGACUUUUGAGGAGGUUGACACAAAACAUGAUGGAAAAAUUGACAAGGAAGAAUGGCACAGCCUUAUCUUGCAGCAUCCCUCCCUUUUAAAGAAUAUGACUCUCCAAUACCUCAGGGACAUCACGACAACAUUCCCAAGCUUUGUUUUCCACUCUCAAGUUGAUGAUUGAUACAUAAGCUCAUGCCACUGGUCUGGAUUAAACAGUUUGUGCGGGCUUGUACAUCUCCGCACCAUAUUUUUAAUUCUUUUUUUUUUAUUGUAAAUCAUUAAGGGAACUGGUUACCAUAGGCAAUUCUGGUGUGAUUUUGUAUUUAUUUAGCCACUAUCAGGCUCUGGAUUCCUGUGAAUGUUGAGGUUUUGCAUCCUUCCGUCGAUUUGUUUAUUGAAACCAGCAGGAUGCUGCAGGUAUGGUGUUGUUUUGGUGUAAGAACAUUUUAUAAUCAUGUACUAGCUGAUUGUGUC
Messenger RNA from Zingiber officinale, 1310 nucleotides. Its product is annotated as calcineurin B-like protein 3. The coding region runs from base 343 to 1017 and encodes 224 amino acids. Gene Ontology annotation, molecular function: kinase binding; calcium ion binding. The transcript is spliced from 10 exons. Lineage: Eukaryota; Viridiplantae; Streptophyta; Magnoliopsida; Zingiberales; Zingiberaceae. Gene Ontology annotation, biological process: calcium-mediated signaling. The record is from RefSeq and is a predicted model, not a curated record.